This is a messenger RNA of Exophiala oligosperma, 861 nucleotides long. RefSeq lists its product as uncharacterized. The transcript has 3 exons. NCBI's taxonomy places the organism in Eukaryota, Fungi, Ascomycota, Eurotiomycetes, Chaetothyriales, Herpotrichiellaceae. Bases 1 to 861 code for a protein of 286 amino acids. The record is from RefSeq and is a predicted model, not a curated record.
AUGUCCACUCUACCGAUAAUAUACAUUGUCCACGGAUCGUGGCACAGCCCGAUCUUUUUCGACCCGGUCAAGACCCGUCUCGAAAGUCGAGGGUACCAGGUCAUCUGUCCCCAAUUGCCGUCCAUGACCGGCGAACUCCCCGCCGUCAAAACCAUGUACGACGACGCCGACCCGGUCCGUCGCGACCUGGAGAAUCUGAUUGAAGACCAAGGUCAGGACGUCUUGUUGGUCAUGCACUCGUACGGUGGGAUUGUUGGUACACAAGCGGCUGCGGGACUAGGAAAGGCCGAGAGGCGAGCGGCGGCUGUCGAAAGUCAGCAGCAGCAAGGUUCCAGUAGUGGUGGUGGUGGCGGCGGCGGUGUGAUUCGCUUACUAUACGUCUGCUCCUUCAUUUUGACCGAGGAUGAACAUCUCUGUCAACCACUUGGAGGUGAACCGGCACCGUUUCUCAAGAUAGAGGAAAACGGAAUCUGUAUCCCAGUCAACCCCGAACAAGUCUUUUACCAAGACUUGCCGGUCGACGAACAAAAGUACUGGGCCACCCAGGUCAAACCUCAACCGCUGAUAACUCAGUUCAACCCGAUGACAAAAGUCGCAUACAAAAACAUCCCAGUCAGUUAUCUGUACUGCGAAAACGACCAGGCUUUGCCCUGCAGCAUACAAAAGUUCUUCGUCGAGAGGUGCCGCACGACGGUCGACGUGACCACCUUUACUUGUACUGCUGGACAUUCUCCUUUUUUGAGUCAACCGGAUUUCUUUGCCGACCUUGUCGUCAAAGUAAUACAUCAUGACAAGAGAGACAUAUCACACAUGCUUGCAUGCCUUUUGGAAAAGGAUAUGAAAUCAAGUCGAGGUCAAUAA